Molecule: messenger RNA, 1476 nt
Organism: Asparagus officinalis (garden asparagus)
Lineage: Eukaryota; Viridiplantae; Streptophyta; Magnoliopsida; Asparagales; Asparagaceae
Product: probable 18S rRNA (guanine-N(7))-methyltransferase
Exons: 9
Coding region: 311-1189 (292 amino acids)
Biological process (GO): rRNA (guanine-N7)-methylation
Cellular component (GO): nucleolus
Molecular function (GO): rRNA (guanine) methyltransferase activity
Source: RefSeq, a predicted model, not a curated record
CGACUGCCCCAAACCCCCGCCAAGAAUCCGCCGCCGGCCUUCAUCUUCCCCGCCAACUCCCCGUCUCUUUCUCUCUCUCUCUCUCUCUCUCAAGCUCCUCUACAACCUCCAGCCACCUCUCCACCACCAACACCGCCGUUACCUCCAGUCCCUGACCAAGCCCGCACCACCCUCCGCCUUCAACCCUCAGCCGCCCAACUCCUGCAGCCCCACUUCGCCUCAGCCGCCUCCAGAUAGAGCGCAGCGCAAUCUUUGCUCCCCAUAAUCUCCUCUUCGUCGCCGUCGUCGUCGUCGUCUUCGCUGUGUAGGGAUGCCUCGGCCGGAGUUACAAGCGCCGCCGGAGAUCUACUACAACGAAUCCGAGGCUCGCAAGUACACCACCUCUUCUCGUAUUGUUGACAUUCAAGCUAGGAUUUCUGAGAGAGCCCUGGAGCUUCUCAACUUGCCCAACGACGGAGUCCCUCGUCUCCUUCUCGAUAUAGGCUGCGGAUCAGGGCUCAGUGGGGAGACCUUGUCUGAGAAUGGGCAUCACUGGAUUGGCUAUGAUAUUUCACAAUCGAUGCUAAAUGUUGCGGUGGAGCGUGAGGUGGAAGGUGAUCUUUUGCUUGCUGAUAUGGGUCAGGGUUUAGGGUUGCGACCUGGGGUUAUUGAUGGUGCCAUAAGUAUCUCUGCAGUUCAGUGGUUGUGUUAUGCUCAAACAUCUUCUCAUGAGCCAAGGUUGAGAUUGAAAGCUUUCUUUGGUUCACUAUAUAGAUGCCUAGCUCGGGGGGCAAGAGCAGUGUUGCAGCUGUAUGCUGAAAAUAUGGACCAGAGUGAAAUGAUCAUGACCUAUGCUAUGCGUGCUGGAUUUGCAGGUGGUGUGGUUGUUGACUAUCCCCACAGUACGCGGGCCAGGAAGGCUUAUCUUGUUCUCACUUGUGGUCCACCUUCAACACAAACAACGCUCCCCAAGGGCAAAGGUGAAGAUGGAGAGAUGUGCAGCGAUGACAGUGAUGAAAGUGCUGAUGACGAAAAUCAAACAGUUGGUAUUUAUGAACGAAACAGGCCGAAGAAGAGGUUGAAAGUGACGAAGAAAGGGGGGAGAGGGAAGCAAUGGGUACUGAAAAAGAAGGAACAAAUGAGGAAGAAGGGCCAUACUGUACCUCCUGACACCAAGUACACGAACCGUAAAAGAAAGGCUCGCUUCUGACUGCUGCCGUCGAGCAACGUAUUCCUCCCUCAAUGCAAGAUGAUCAUAAGGAUGAUGAAUGCUCCUCUUCUGUGGAAUCAACUGACGUCUGAUGGUUUGCUUCCAAUUUGAAUUUUGGCGUGCAGGGUGUAAUACAACCAAGAGGUUACUAUGAGCGCCUCGUAUCAAUAUGUUUUUUUUGUUGCGGAAUGGAAUAUUUUUCUCCCCCUUUCUUUCGUGAAGUGAUUAUCUCUAUUUAUAUGAGAUUUGACAAAUUUCAAGCCCAUUCAUUUGAGCUCUUCUUUUGA